AAUAAAAAUAAUCUUAUUAAAGAAUAUUUUAAUAAUACUUAUUAUUAUAACAAGAUUAUUGUUAAGACGAUGUCUACUAAAUUAAAUAAACUUUCUAACGAAAAAAGUCCAUAUUUAUUGCAACAUGCGACAAAUCCUGUUGAUUGGUAUCCAUGGGGCAAGGAAGCGUUUAAGACAGCUAAGGAGGAAAAUAAAUUAAUAUUUUUAAGUGUCGGAUAUAGCACUUGUCAACCAGGAUUUCCAUCCAUUCUUAAAAGAAUAUCAGCAUUGUGGAAACAAAAACCUGACGAAUUAAGAAAAGCUGGCGAAGAAACAAUUCAACAAUUACAAAAUUUAAAUAAAUCAGAAGGAGGCGAGCUUUCUAAAGAAUUAAAUGUUAAAAUUGCCAAUAAACUAUAUCAAAAAUAUUUGAAUUUGUUUGAUGAAAGCCAAGGUGGAUUUGAUGAUGAGCCAAAAUUCCCAACACCUGUUAACCUUAACUUCUUAUUACGUUAUUAUUACUAUCAAAUGUCUGAACUUGAUAGAUCAUAUGAAAAUUACCCGACAAUAUCAAUUAAUGAAAUUAAAAGAAUCGGCAAUUCAUUAGGGAUUGAUUUUAAAGAUUUGCAUAAUGAAGAUGAGUACGUUAAUAGAUUUAAAUCAACUGUUGAGAAUCGUAAAAAUAAUGCACAAAAGGCUUUGGAAAUGGUUAAAUUCACAUUAAAGCUUUAUGACCAAGCACAAUUGCUAAUGAAUUUAAGAGAUUCUAAGUGCGGUGGAUUUUAUUCUGCUGAAGAUGCUGAUUCUUAUCCAUAUGAAGGAGCUGAGCAUAAAUUGGAAGGGGCAUUUGCUGUAUGGGAAGAAUUGGAAAUUAAAAAACUUUUAGGUGAAAAGGAUUCGGAAAUAUUUUGUUGGCAUUUUGGUGUAAAACCAAAUGGUAAUGUUGACCCAGAAAAAGAUAUUCAAGGUGAAUUAAAAAAUAAGAAUGUUUUAAUUGAACGUUAUUCACUUGAAGAAACAUCAAAAAAAUAUGAUAUCUCGGCAGACGAGUUAAAAACAAUUUUAACUGAAUCAAAACAAAAACUUGCAAAAUACAGAUUUGAAAAAAGACCUAAACCUCAUCUUGAUGAUAAAAUUAUAACAGCUUGGAAUGCUUAUGACAUAUUAAAAGUUUCGAACUUCCUUGAUUUAGCAAGGAAUUCAGCAAAAUUCAUUAAAGAAAAUAUGUAUGACAAUGACAAGAAAAUUUUAUUAAGAAGUUUUAGAGAAGGUCCAAGUAAUGUGCAAGGAUUUGCUGACGAUUAUAGUUUUUUUAUUGCAGCUCUAAUUGACUUAUAUCAAUCAACAUUUGACGAAUCGUAUCUUAGUUGGGCAGUUGAAUUGCAAGAAACUCAAAAUAAAUUAUUUUAUGAUAAAGAAGGCGGUGGUGGAUUUUUUAAUGUUGCAGAAGGAACUAGUGACAUCUUGGUUAGAUUGAAAGAAGAUUACGAUGGCGCAGAACCCUCUGCAAACUCGGUGGCAGUUAAUAAUCUUUUAAGACUGGGAAACAUACUUUGUAACACCGAUUAUAUAAAUAAAGCUGAAGAGACAUUAAAAUUAUUUGCUGGAAGAUUAAACAAUUCUCCUCACGCCAUGCCAUUUAUGAUGUCAAGUUUAUUUUUAUAUUACAAAGGAAUUAAACAGAUAAUGGUUUUAGGCGCAGAAAAAAACGAUCCACAAAUUCAAAAAUUUAUUCAGUGUAUAAAUAAUCAUUUUGUACCUAGUAAAACAUUAUUGUUAAUAACAAAAGAUAAAAAUCAACAAGAAAUCUUGGAUUUAUUUAAAUUUAAUGAAACUAUUCAAAGUUUUGUUAAAUCAAUCGGAGAAAAUGAUGGAAACAGCAUUAAUAGUGUGCAUAUUUGUGAAAAUUUCACUUGUAGUAUGCCUAUUGAUAGUCUUGAUAUAUUGGAGGAGUCUUUAAGAAUUUAA
Entrophospora candida is the source of this 1947-nucleotide messenger RNA. The record is from the annotation of a GenBank genome assembly. Lineage: Eukaryota; Fungi; Glomeromycota; Glomeromycetes; Entrophosporales; Entrophosporaceae.